AUGGCUGCCGAUGCCGCGCCGGCACUGAAGGAGCCUCUUUUGGCAAAAGAGGAAAUCUCUUGCUGGCCGUCUGCGUCGGAGGUUGCCGCCAAAGAAGAGCCUGAUGAGGCUGGCGAGAAGAGGAAGCACAAUCCUGAUGAGGCUGGCAAGAAGAAGCGCAAUCCCAAACCGGGGUCGCGAAAGAGCUACCGUGGAUGUCCUCCGUCAGUCGGCAUGUCGAUUGAAGGGAAGCAUCCCAAAACAGCCGUCUCCCAAUUUUUGGAGCGCUACCUCAACAGAGCUUUGACCCAGAACGACAUCCACUACUCCUGCAGGGAACUUGGAAAUGGCCGAAUCCUCGCAAUCCUCAGGGUGCCGUGCUUCAACGACGAGCAGUACUUUGGGGAGGCCGAUAGUAAAGAGGAGGCCGAAAAGUUGGCAGCCGCCAGUUUCUUGCAGGACGCGGAUGUGCAGGAUGCCUUGAAAACAUUGGCGCCCUCAAUGUCCCAAGUGCGGAGCUGGGAAAAAGCCCACAAUCCCAAGCUGCGAGCCUGGCGGAGAGGUGGGCAUGGCGGGCAUGGCGGGCAUGGUGGGCAUGGCGGGCAUGGUGGGCAUGCUGGGCAUGGUGGGCAUGCUGGGCAGAGCCGAAGGGGCCAGGAUGUCCAGCGCCUUUUCCAGGAGUCGCACUCUGCCUGGGUUGACAGCUUUAAUUGCCGCAGCGCCAUUCGCGAUCGACGCGCAUGA
Symbiodinium natans is the source of this 723-nucleotide messenger RNA. The record is from the annotation of a GenBank genome assembly. Lineage: Eukaryota; Dinophyceae; Suessiales; Symbiodiniaceae.